GCAUCAUGUGAUAUGUUCAUGUCAAGAUGGCGUCCACGCUGAACAAGAUGUUUGCUGUUGGAGGUUUUUCAAAGGUUUUAGCAGCUUUAUCGGUUUUGUGUUUUAUGUGUGCGUCUGUUCGAGCCGAAAUACGAACCGCUGUUAUUGACAAACAAACCGGGCAACUGUCUGUUCUUGAAGGAUAUCGAGAAGAUUAUGUGGCUUGGGCGAACUUCACUGAUGACAUUAAAACAUCAGGUUGGUCUUUUUUGGAGAUCACUACCAGCAGUGAGUACAAUGACAGUAUCCAGGCGUAUGCUGCCGGUGCAGUGGAGGCUGCACUCACAUCUCAGCUCAUCUAUAAGCACUGGAUGAACACUCUAAUGGGUUAUUGUGGGCCCUUCACGUCUGAAACCGAUUACUGCGAGCGCCUUAAGGCUUUCAUCACAACCAAUCUGCAGUGGGUUCAGGAGCAAAUAGAGAAGCAGCCGAGUUCACCCUACUGGUACCAGGUGCAUCUGGCACUGCUGCAGCUGAAAGGUCUGGAGGACAGCUACAAUGAUGAGCUGUCAUUUCCUAUAGGGUCAUUCUCCCUCAACCCAUUUGGCUUCCUACUUUUCCAAUUGGGCGGGGAUCUGGAGGACUUGGAAUCGGCUCUGAACAAAUCCAGCCAAACUCAACCUCUUGGAUCUGGCUCCUGUUCUGCUCUCAUUAAGCUGCUGCCAAACAAUAAGGAACUGCUGGUGUCACAUGACACCUGGAACACCUACCAGGCCAUGCUGCGCAUCAUGAAGAAAUACAUUUUUGCCUUUAAAGUUUCUCCUUUAGGCAAGGAUCUUCUUCCUGGAGGAACUCAGGCAUUCUCAUCUUAUCCUGGAUCAAUCUUUUCUGGAGAUGACUUUUAUAUACUAAGUAGUGGCUUGGUUACCUUGGAAACCACUAUUGGCAACAAUAACGCUGCUCUCUGGAAGUUUGUUCAGCCCACAGGAACCGUCAUGGAAUGGCUGAGGAACAUUGUGGCUAAUCGACUGGCUGCUACUGGCAUGGAGUGGGCCAAGAUAUUCAGCAAGUACAACAGUGGAACGUAUAACAACCAGUGGAUGAUUGUGGAUUAUAACCACUUUACUCCAGGGAACACUGACAUUAAAGAGGAGCUCUUUGUUGUGCUGGAGCAGAUUCCGGGACUCGUUGUUUACACUGAUAAAACUCAGGAACUGCUGGAGAAAGGGUACUGGGCAAGUUACAACAUCCCGUACUACGUGAACAUAUUUAAUGCCAGUGGCUGCAAUGAGCUGGUUGAGAAGUUCGGCCCGUGGUUCUCUCUGGACCAGAAUCCUCGGGCUCAGAUAUUCAGGAGAAACCAGACAGCUGUCACAGAUAUGGACUCAAUGGUCCGCCUCAUGAGGUAUAAUAACUUUAAGGAAGACCCACUGUCAAAGUGUGAAGGCUGUAAUCCACCUGCGAAUGGAGAGAAUGCUAUCUCAGCCCGUUCAGACCUGAACCCAGCUAAUGGAACAUAUCCGUUUGGCGCCUUAAGGCAGAGACCACAUGGAGGGACAGACAUGAAGAUGACCUCCUACGGGAUGUUUCGGGACUAUGGUAUGCUGGCAGUGAGCGGGCCAACAUGGGACCAGGUGCCACCCUUCCAGUGGAGCACUUCUCCUUACAAAGACCUGAUGCACAUGGGUCACCCUGAUACUUGGACAUUCAAACCGAUCAAAGUCACCUGGACUCCUUAAUUAUCAUACUGUAUAUACAGUUGGCAUGAUAAAUGUAAACUGCCAGCUGUGCUGUUUGAAGUUUUGACAAAGGGAAAUGGUACUUUAAUUCAGUGUGACAUGACUUUUAGGAACAUAAUAGUCAUGUUAUUUAUUAUCAGAAGAGUGGCAAUAAUAUUCUGGAAGUAUUACAGUAUUGCACUAUUUGCAUAAUUAAAGCACAGAAGGUUAAAGAGAGCUUUGAAUGUGAGGCAAUAUGACCAAGAACAACAACUUCCUGUGAUAAAGUGGGAGCUUCUACAUUAGAUUAUAUCUGAUUUUCAUGUUUUGACGACAUAAAAUGUUUCCAUUGGACUACAUCUACGAUUAUUGAUGCAGAUGCAAAUGUUCUGUGACAAUGAAGGCAAAUGUAUUGAUCAUGAGUUAAAUCAUUUGAGAAAUUCUGA
Molecule: messenger RNA, 2143 nt
Organism: Siniperca chuatsi (mandarin fish)
Lineage: Eukaryota; Metazoa; Chordata; Actinopteri; Centrarchiformes; Sinipercidae
Gene: plbd2
Product: phospholipase B domain containing 2
Exons: 12
Coding region: 27-1718 (563 amino acids)
Biological process (GO): phospholipid catabolic process
Cellular component (GO): extracellular region
Molecular function (GO): glycerophospholipase activity
Source: RefSeq, a predicted model, not a curated record